GCGACGCCAUAUUGGAUUCGGACGUCCACACGGCAGGCCGGAUCAGCGAGAAGUGAGAGAGGAAAGACAACCCGAAAAAAAAACCCUUAGAACGGAAUUUGGUGAGAUUUUUCUGUCACGUUGACCCCGUGUGCCGUUAAACCGUCAAUAAAAUCGGACUCGUUUUCAAAAGGAUAAACGUGGACAUUUGUUGACCCGGGGGAAAAAUCGAGCGAGUAGACCCAGGGGAAAAGCCAUUUCCCCCCGCCUGAGAACCCCUUGUGUUUUUUUCGAAGGGACACGACUACCGCCGACUCUCAGAUCGGCCAAGAUGACGGAGUCGAUGAAAUUCGGACCUGAAUGGUUUUUCUCCUCCAGGCUAAGAAACCUUUCGGAGACACCUGUCCAGCCGCAGGUGCGAUAUCAACUGGCGGAUUUCAGAUACGGGAAGGAGGAGAUGCUUGCCCUCUUCUCGCCGAACCUCCAGCCACCCGACUCUCUCAAGGUCCUUGUACCGAAGGGAGUUUAUAUCGAAAAAGCUCAACCGCCUCUUACGCUCACCACCAUGACCGACGAGGAGACUAGAAUGUGGAAUAGAGGUAUAAAUCCGGAUAUGCUGCCGAGGACGCCUGGUAAGGGGGAAGGACGAGGUGGCCUCAGGGGGGCCGGUGGUAGGGGUAGAGGAAGGGGUGGAAGCACAUACUAUAGUAGCGGCAGGGGAGGAGGAGGAGCCGGAGCCGGCGGUAACCCGGUCGGCGGCUACGGCGACGACAUCGAACCUGUACCGGGCAAUGUGGGCGCUGUACGUUACGGCGAGAGGCCAACCAGACCAUUCGAACGAUCACAAAGCGAGAGGGAGAGGGGGCGAGACAGCUGGUCGGACAGGAACGGCGGUGAGGGGCGAGGCGGCGGCGGGAACAGGAACAGCGACGGGAACUGGCGAAGGACCAGGGGUGGCGGCGGCGAUGAGGAAGACUGGCGGCCACCCAAGUGGUCUGGAAGCGCAAAUUCUUACGGAAGGAACACAAGUUGGCGCGAAGAAGAUAAUUGGGAUAUGGGUAAUUCUCAUGCAAAAGGGAACACCCAUCUUCCUGAAUGGGCGACGGAAAAGAACAGUGAAGGAGGUGGGACUUUUGACUCUUCUGGAGCGUUCAGAUCGACAGAGAUGCCAUUAGAAGAUGAGGACGACAGAUUGAAAGAAAGACACGUGUUUAAAAAGGCCGAGCCGAUUCAGCCGAAACAGCCAGACAAGGAGGAGGCCGCGGCGGCGGAAGAAGAACCACCCGGGGAUCAGCAGCCAGACGAGUCUAGCACCACGGACCCCGGUGGGUCGGCCAUGCAGGCGCAACACCACCAGCCCCAGGCUCAGAUGCUACCACAGCCGCCUCAGGUGCAGCACAUGCCACCGAUGCAGCAGCAGCCUCCUUCGCCCAUCCACCAAGCGAAGCAAAAUUCGCCAUGCCAGAAGAAAGAAGCCCAGCCUGACUUACAUCUUGACGAUUCGAUCGGUCAUAUCACCGACGAUCUUGCGGCCGAUUUGGCGAAGCUCAUGGAAGACGAGGAGGACGAGAAGAAGGGGAAACAGUGGUUUUACAGGGACCCACAGGGUGAGAUACAAGGCCCGUUCAGCUGCGCUGAGAUGGCAGAGUGGUUCCAGACAGGCUACUUCUCGCUCAACCUGCUUGUACGUAGGGCGUGCGAUACGCACUACGCCCCAUUGGGUGACCUCAUAGCCAACUGGGGUUACAUACCAUUCCUACCCGAGAACCACCCGCUCAACAAGGAGGGCCUGAACCAACCAAACCACCAGGCCAAGGAGCACUACCUGCUCAACCAGUACCAACAGCAGUACCGGUUGAUGAUGAUGCGACAACAGGCGGCGAGGAUGUCUACGAAACCACCGCAUGAGUGGAUUGAAUCGCAGCAACACCAGAUGAUGGACCAGGUCAUUCAUCCACCUUUCCAGCAGCAAAUGACACCACACCACGUUAACAACAACAAUCUUCGAGCACUACUUGCCCAAAUGCAGCAGCAGCAAACACUGAAUGCUCAGCAACAGACACAGUCUUCCGGAGGGGGUGGUACUCAGCCAUUCCAACAGCCUCACCAGCCACCGAUGGGCAAACCGCCGCCGCCGCCUCGUACGACAGAGGAGAUUUCAAGGACAGUGUGUGAUUUCCUCCGUGGCCUACAGGCCAAGUCAGAACAGCAGCAGGCAGCUGCCGCAGCUGCACAGCAGGGUGCACCGAUCGAGUCAAUCCUCGGCGGCGCCAACUUCCACCAGCCCCCUCCUCCCCCUCCUCAGUCACUUCAGAACAACUCGACUGCUAUACAGAAUCUCUUGAGAAAGAUGCAAGCGACACAUCAGAACAAGAUGCAAGUCAAUUCAAAUUCUGAAUCAAUUUGGAAUGGUAUCAAUUGGAACCAAUGGAAUCAUCUAAAUCCGAAAGGGAUUAAAACAGAACAACAAGUCUUAGAGGAACAGUUAAGAGCAGAAGAAGAAAGAAUGAGAGAGGAGCUCAGAAAACACGAAGAGGCGAAAAGGCAGCAGGAGGCAGCCGAAGAGGAGAAGAAACACAUCAACACGCUUGCAAUGAGAGAGGCAGAGGAGCUUUCGAGGAGGCAGCAACAGGAAGAGGAGGACAUAAGAAGGAAGCAGGAAGCGUCGAGGCGCGCCGAAGUUGAAAGGCAGCGCAAAGGCGAGGAAAAGCGUAAAAAGGACGAGGAGAAGAGAAAACAGGAAGAGGAGAAAAAGGAGAGAGAUAGACUGAGAGAGGAGGAGCGUAAAAAGAAAGAAGCAGAAGAGGCGAAAAAGAAAGCUGCGGCUGAUGUCAUGGCAAAGGUUCAGAGGUCGCAGUGGUGUCCACCCGCAGCUUCAAACACCUCCCUUCUCGAGAUACAAAGGAGCGAACGUGAACAACAGCAGAUGCUGCGCGGCCUUCAGCAGCAACAACAACAACAGCAGCAGAUGGAGUCGCAAAAGAACUCUUUCAUGCAUCUCAAAUGGACUGAGGUGCAACGCCAUCUCACUGUCGAGUCGCUCGCCGACAUACAGGCCGAGCAGCUCGAACAGCUCAUGAAGAUUGAAAAGGAAAAACAGGAAAGGGAAAAGGAAAAGGCAAGCAGCGUCCCGCAGACAUUGGGCAGCUGGUCACAGGGGCUAACAUGGGGGUCGGGGCUCAUGGCGCCCGGCUCGGUUUGGCAGAACACAGGCGGGGGCUCGUCCGCUGGCAACCUAGGUGGCAGCGGAUUCUGGGAGCAGAUUGGCAACCCGGCUAAGCUACCAUCGCCUUCGAUCGCUCCGCCGAGCCAGGCGCAGCGUAACGUCUCAUCGCCUUCGCAGCCGAUAGGCACCGUCCCUCAGGGCAAGGAGACGAAAUCGAAGGCAAAACGUGAGGAAGUCGGUGUCCUCAAACUAUUCAACAACUGCCAUUACGACGAGUUUACGCAGUGGUGCACCUCCGCCCUCGCCAACAUACAAUCCACAGUUGACAUACCGACGUUCGUGAGCUUCCUGCGCGACGUCGAAUCUGCGUCCGAGGUCCAAGAGUACGUCCAGGAGUACCUUGAUGAUGAGAAGGAAGCGAAGGAGUUUGCGAGGCAGUUCGUCGAAAGGCGGAACCGGCUCGCUGGCGGACAGCAAACGGCCAAAUCCAGCGUCCAGUCGUCCUCCUCGUCCAAAGAGGACUUCCAGCAGGUCAAGAGCAAGAACAAAAAGGCGAAGAAAAACAAGAUGCAGAAGGUCGACACCCGCAUCCUCGGCUUCAGUACGACUUCGGCCCCGGACAGGAUCAACGUCGGCGACAGGGAGUACCCAAACGAUGUCUGAGCCGGCGGACCGCUACGUCGCUGUACAUAAAAACCCUAAUAAUAAUAAUGAAAGUUUUUUUUUCUUUAAAACUUAAAAAAAAAUAUUUAAACAAAAAAUUCUAUAUUCAAAAUAAAAAAAUAAAUGAGAGAAAUUUAAAAAAAAAUAUAUAUAUAAAAAAUAUAACGAGAGAUUUUAUAUGAUAUGCGUACGAUGUGAAUUGUACGUUUAUGUGUGUUUGGUGCGUACGUAUCAGAUGUUUAUGCAGGCCAUUUUACCGCCUGCACGCGUGGUUGCCUCUCUAAUGUUGAAAAUAAAAUAAGAAAAACAUUUUGA
This is a messenger RNA of Cimex lectularius (bed bug), 4123 nucleotides long. RefSeq names its product GRB10-interacting GYF protein 2-like. NCBI's taxonomy places the organism in Eukaryota, Metazoa, Arthropoda, Insecta, Hemiptera, Cimicidae. The coding region runs from base 311 to 3808 and encodes 1165 amino acids. The transcript is spliced from 15 exons. Gene Ontology annotation, molecular function: protein binding. The record is from RefSeq and is a predicted model, not a curated record.